Messenger RNA from Cyphellophora europaea CBS 101466, 1731 nucleotides. Its product is annotated as asparagine-tRNA ligase. Gene Ontology annotation, cellular component: cytoplasm. Gene Ontology annotation, biological process: asparaginyl-tRNA aminoacylation. Lineage: Eukaryota; Fungi; Ascomycota; Eurotiomycetes; Chaetothyriales; Cyphellophoraceae. The coding region runs from base 1 to 1731 and encodes 576 amino acids. Gene Ontology annotation, molecular function: nucleic acid binding; asparagine-tRNA ligase activity; ATP binding. The record is from RefSeq and is a predicted model, not a curated record. The transcript has 2 exons.
AUGGCCGACCAACACAUCUACAUCGACGAAGAUGUUGGUAAGGAUGAAACUGCCAACGGCACGCAAGACGUUCCAUACAAGACUCUGCUUCAGGCGAUGAUCCAGCACCCUGGCGCAUCUUAUCAAACCAGAAAAUCAGAAACCGGCACUGUCGAAGAGGGUGCAGACCCCUCCUCCCGCUUGGAAUGGAAAGCCCCCACCAAGUCUGCCAUGAAGAAGGCCAACAAUCUGUAUGAGGCCCACAAGAAGAAACAGGCCAAAGCGGGCGACCUAGCCUUGAGAGAGAAAGCAGAGGCGGAUAAGAGACAAGCCGUACUGGAAGAGGCGAAGAAGGUCAUUCUCGAGGAGGACAAGUCUCUGCCAGCACCGGUCCGCAUCAAACUUGACGAGACCGACCCUUCCAAGAUUACCUUGGGCACGAAAGAUUCUCCAGGUACCAGAAUUCGUGUCCUCGGUCGUGUUCACCACCUCCGCUCUCAGAAAGAUGUGACCUUCGUAACCCUCAAGGAUGGAUAUGGUCUUAUGCAGUGUGUCUUCACUGGCAAGCUUACCAAAACCUAUGCGGCCAUGACAUUGACUCUCGAAACCUCACUUGAGAUCAGAGGCCAGCUCAUGUCUCUUCCUGCUGGCGCCCACGCCCCUCUCAACCGGGAAUUGCACGCCGACUUCUUCUCCGUUAUUGGUGCUGCUGUUGGCGAUAAGGAUGCCAUCACUAACAAGGUCACCCAAGAUGCCGAUAACCAGACCCUUCUCGAUAACCGUCACCUUGUCCUUCGUGGUGAGAAUGCCUCUCAAAUCAUGAAAGUCCGCGCCGCCGUCUUGCGUGCAUUCCGCAAAGCCUAUGAAGAGACGAGGACCCUCGAAGUCACCCCGCCUGCCUUUGUACAAACGUCCGUCGAGGGUGGUGCUACGCUCUUCUCUCUCAACUACUACGGUCAAACCGCUUACUUGACCCAAUCCUCCCAACUCUACCUGGAAACCUGCCUCCCCUCUAUGGGCGAUGUCUUCUGCAUCAGCCCUUCCUUCCGCGCCGAGAAAUCACUCACUCGUCGUCACCUUUCCGAGUAUACACACAUCGAGGGCGAGCUCGACUUCAUCACUUUCGAAGACCUCCUUGUGCAUAUCGAGACUGUCAUCACGCGCGUGAUAGAUAUUACUCUCGACGAUCCUAUCAUCGCCGGCUACAUCAAGGCGCUCAACCCUAAAUUUGAGCGUCCUAAGACCCCGUUCAAGCGCCUCCGCUACUCUGAUGCAAUCGAAUGGCUCAACGAACACAACAUCCUAAACGAGGACGUCGAGGAAGGCGAGCAGCCCCGCCCUCAUGUCUUCGGUGAUGACAUUGCCGAAGCGGCCGAGCGCAAGAUGACUGACAUUCUCAAUGUGCCAAUUCUGUUAACACACUUCCCUCACGAGAUCAAGUCCUUCUAUAUGCCGAGAGAUCCAGAAGACAACAGAGUCACCGAGAGCGUGGAUGUUUUGAUGCCAGGCGUUGGCGAGAUCGUCGGAGGCAGUAUGAGGAUUCACGACUAUGAGGAGCUGAUGGCCGCUUUCAAGCGUCACGGCAUUCCCACUGAAUCAUAUUACUGGUAUACGGACCAGAGACGAUACGGAACUUCUCCUCACGGUGGCUACGGUCUAGGUGUUGAGCGCUUCCUCGCUUGGAUGUGUGGUAGAUUCACGGUGCGCGAGUGCUGUCUGUAUCCUCGCUUCAUGGGUCGUGCUACGCCUUAG